This is a messenger RNA of Aspergillus calidoustus, 1516 nucleotides long. The record is from the annotation of a GenBank genome assembly. NCBI's taxonomy places the organism in Eukaryota, Fungi, Ascomycota, Eurotiomycetes, Eurotiales, Aspergillaceae.
GCCCCGCGUGUCCAGCUGAUGGAUAAACGUUUCCUAUUCAUGACUCUACAUCGGCCGAGCGACACCGAGCCCGAGCUUACUCAACGUAAAGCUUGAGCUUCGACGCGACCAUAAAACGCAGUGACUGAUCAUAGCAGUUGUGUUCAAAUCCAACAGCAAGAUCAAGAACUCUCUUGGACAGGACAAUCAAUCAAGACUCAAAUUGUAUACUCAUCAGGCACAAUGGCUCCCUCCCUCGAUGCCAAUGCCAGCACCACAUAUGGGGACUGGCGCGACGAGUUCUACAGCAAGGGCUACGUCGUCCUGAAGAAUGUCAUCCCUCGCGACAGAGCCCUAAAGUACCGCCAGAAGGCGCUCGACUGGCUCUCGUCCUUCCCCACCAAAUUUGAUAUCAACGAUCGCAGCACUUGGACCUCCGGGAACCUCCCUCAGAGCUUCAAGGCUGGUAUGUAUCUCAACUACUGCGCCGGUCAUGAGAAGUAUGUCUGGGAUGCGCGACUUGAGCCGGGCGUCCUCGAUGCCUUUGCCAAAAUCUGGGGUACGGAUGAGCUCCUCGUCUCCUUUGAUACAGUCAACAUUACCCUCCCCGGCCGCAAGGAUGUCGACUGGUCUCCCUGGCCGCACGUCGACCAGGCCCCGGAGCGCAAGGGCUUGGCCUGUGUCCAAGGCAUUAUUAAUCUCUCCGAAGCUGGCCCUGACGAUGGCGGCCUGCUCCUCAUGGAGGGCUCUUCGCGCCUCUUCGACAAGUUUUUCGGCCUCAACCCUCCAGACCGCACGCAGGGAAUUGGUGCGAAGCACUACGACUUUUACCCCUUCAAGGAGCACCACGUGAAGUGGUAUGAAGAGCAAGGCUGCAAGCUGAUCAAGGUGUGCGCGGAACCAGGUGACCUUAUUUUGUGGGACUCGCGCUCCAUGCAUUAUGCCGAGUUUCCUAAGAGCGAUACAAUCCGCACUAUUAUUUAUGCUUGCUACACCCCUGCGUCCCUUGCCAAGGAGGAGGACCUGAAGAGGAAGGCAGAACUGUUCCAUCGCUGGGAGACCACAACUCACUGGCCCCAUUGCAACAUCUGGGGCCAUGGAAAGGCUAAAGUGAAUGGCGAGAUCGAUCCUCUGGAGCGUGAUGAGCCGCUGGAGAAACCUGAGCUGACCGAUCAGCUCUUGAAGCUGGCAGGUGUGAAGGCCUAUUGAGGGGGAUUCUUAGCAGGGUAGAUGAUCUCUCGGCCAAUAUCUCGUGCCCCUUUGCUGGGCCUCUGUGUUGAAAUGUAAAUUGCGCCGGGGAGUGUAUUUUGAAUGAUAGAAAGUCGUUUGAUGUUUUUACUAGCAUGUUUUGGCAAUGUUUCAUGCCUUGAAUUGAUGCUUUAGUGUAUCCGCAAUUUCCAUGUCAUCCAUCAAUUACCACCUGUGUCUUUAUAGCAUUAAAACAGGCUACUCAACCAAUGACCAGCCCUAUGGAUACUAUGCGCAGGGUCUAUUCUGAAAAUCAAAAUUAUCUGGAUGGAAGAGCAAACAGUGCCAG